Molecule: messenger RNA, 1063 nt
Organism: Trichophyton rubrum CBS 118892
Lineage: Eukaryota; Fungi; Ascomycota; Eurotiomycetes; Onygenales; Arthrodermataceae
Exons: 4
Biological process (GO): regulation of DNA-templated transcription
Source: RefSeq, a predicted model, not a curated record
AUCAGGCAACUGCUUCUGCUGCCGUCGCAUCCCCUACCCAAACCGAAGCUCGUCGAACGCCUCAGUCCCAGUACUCGGGCGCCUCCAGAACCUCGAUCGGGGCGGUAUCUCGGCCUCCAAUACCCCCCAGCCAGACUACAACUUGCAUCAGAACUCUUCCCAUCCAACACCGCCUCCGUCGCCGCGCGCCCGUCUUCCCUACCCCGAAUAUCUGACGCGCCAGCCCCAGUACCAUCACGCUCCUCAUACUCAAGCCGGCGGGCCGCCAGGUAUGGCUCAAGCAACAAAUCCCUCGAUUGCAGCCUCGAGUCCGUCCUAUCCUCCACCAUAUUCUCCCUACGCUCCUCAGAGUCACGACAUGGCGCAAUAUCAGAGUCACCCUCCGCAGAUGUACGCGCGACCAGACUGGCCACACCAGUAUGGCGCUCAUCAACCUGGAAUGCCAGGCCCUUAUAGUUCCCCGGCUUCGGUGAGUUCAGCUUCCCCCGCUGCCACCGCUGGGCCACGACCUGGACAGGUUUUCUCUUUUGUGCCUAUCCCUGGCUCUCAACAACACAAGCGGCCUAGACGACGAUAUGAAGAGAUUGAGAGGAUGUACAAGUGCGGCUGGAAUGGUUGUGAAAAGGCCUAUGGCACACUAAAUCAUCUCAAUGCACACGUCACAAUGCAGUCACACGGCGCUAAGAGAUCUCCAGAUGAAUUCAAAGAGAUCCGCAAGGAAUGGAAAGCUCGCAAGAAGGAAGAAGAUAAUCAGCGCAAGGCUGCCGAGGAGAGAGAACGGGCUGCAGCCCAAGCCAACCAGGUUGAUAGCAAUGGCACUCCGAGUGGUAGCGGCCAGCCCAGCCAGCCAACUACCUCCUACGCUGCUGGUGUUCGGCCUCAGCUGCCGCCAAUAGGCUAUCAGCCAGCAGAUGGUCAAGUGCCAGGUCAGUAUGGUGCUCCUCCUGGUGGUUUGGUCUAUCCACCUGGCAAUGGCCAGAUGCCUGCUACCUACUCUCCAAGUUACCCCCAUUCUCCUUAUGGUCAGGGCAGCCAGGUCUACCCACAACCACCACGUGAGUGA